Messenger RNA from Necator americanus (New World hookworm), 948 nucleotides. RefSeq lists its product as uncharacterized. The record is from RefSeq and is a predicted model, not a curated record. Lineage: Eukaryota; Metazoa; Nematoda; Chromadorea; Rhabditida; Ancylostomatidae. Gene Ontology annotation, biological process: L-leucine catabolic process; ketone body biosynthetic process. Gene Ontology annotation, molecular function: hydroxymethylglutaryl-CoA lyase activity. Bases 1 to 948 code for a protein of 315 amino acids. The transcript is spliced from 10 exons.
AUGCGUGUCUUUUCUUUUGGACGAACUCUCUCGACAAUUUCUGGAAAGAGACAGCCUUUCAAAGUUGUUGAAGUUGGUGCUCGUGAUGGUUUACAGAACGAGAGUAAAAUAAUUCCUACUGAAGAUAAAAUCGCUCUUAUCAACAGACUAAGUGCUUGUGGAUUGAAGAGUGUAGAAGCGACCAGUUUCGUAUCUCCCAAAUGGGUUCCACAAAUGGGCGACCAUCAAGAAGUAAUCAAGAAAAUUAUCAAGUUCCCAAAUGUCUCUUAUCCAGUUCUCGUUCCUAACCUUGCAGGCUUGGAGAAUGUUCUAAAAAAUGGGCAUGUCAAGGAAAUUGCCGUGUUUGGCGCAGCAUCAAAUACUUUUUCUAAAAAGAACGUCAACGCAAAUGUAGAAGACAGUCUUAAAAAGCUUCAGGAGGUUACCACAGCGGCACUAAAAGAAGGUCUCAGAGUUAGAGGUUAUGUGUCCUGUGUUAUUGGAUGCCCUUAUGAAGGUAAAAUUAGCAGCGAUGUGGUGGCACGAGUUACUGAGGCUCUGUUGGAGGCAGGUUGCUACGAAGUGUCUCUGGGCGAUACGAUUGGUGUUGGUGGUGCUGGAUCUGUUUCAUCCAUGUUAGACACUGUAAUACGAUCCGUCCCUCCCAACAAACUAGCAGUACAUUUUCAUGAUACCUAUGGUCAAGCGCUCGCGAAUGUGAUUAUUGCCAUAGAGAAAGGUAUUCGCGUUGCGGAUUCUUCAGUGGGUGGACUUGGAGGAUGCCCAUACGCUAAGGGAGCCACCGGGAAUCUCGCCACCGAAGACUUGGUUUAUAUGCUCCACGAUUUAGGCUAUGAAACGGGGAUCGACUUGGAUAAAUUGGUUGAGACGUCCAUGUGGAUAUGUUCCAAAAUGGGACGCCAAAAUACCUCUAGGGCAGCGAAUGCAAUCAAUGCGAAGCGACUCUAA